Messenger RNA from Hyla sarda, 10853 nucleotides. It is a transcript of the gene ARHGEF4, whose product is annotated as Rho guanine nucleotide exchange factor 4. The record is from RefSeq and is a predicted model, not a curated record. NCBI's taxonomy places the organism in Eukaryota, Metazoa, Chordata, Amphibia, Anura, Hylidae. Gene Ontology annotation, molecular function: protein binding; guanyl-nucleotide exchange factor activity. The coding region runs from base 173 to 5620 and encodes 1815 amino acids. The transcript is spliced from 14 exons. Gene Ontology annotation, biological process: intracellular signal transduction.
AAUUGUUAUUCAGCUCCUUAGCAUAAGCUUCUGGCGUAGCUUACAGUCUUCGCCGGCGCUAAGACUGUCUAAAAUAGCAACAAGAAUGAAUGCAACCUAAGACCCAGCGGGGGGACGAGAAUAAUUGCAUCUUUUAAUCUGGACCCUGGGACAAUUUUAUAAAGUUUCAGAAAUGUUCAGUGUAAUAUACUUUCUUCGGAGCUUCUUCAAGACCCCAGUACUAAAUGAAGACACUGAAAAUAAAGUAGAAUUUAAUGAAGACACCAGUGCUGACCAGUGUACGCUUGAGUUUAGGUCUUUCAGCCAGGACCAAGAUGAGGAUUACUUUGAAACCCGCUCAUAUUUCAGCGACAGUCCCUCUGAACUGAAAAGUGAAGUAUUUGAAAGUAUCUCCGACGUUGACUCAAUUUCUAGUGAUGCGACAGAUGAACUGAACAGAAGGAGAGAUUGUAUUUUAUUAGACAAGGAGGAAUCUGUGUACUCACAUUUUACGAAACUCCAAAGCGGCAAUUAUUCCCACAACACACACUUCUCUAAAGGAAUCGUAUGCGGCCAAGAAGAUCAGACAGAGGCCUCUUCCUGUUUACAAACACAACCCCCAUCUCCUAAUAAAAGCCUCCCAUCUGAGCUGAGGCCAGAGCAUACCGUGGAUAAAAACAAGAAGGGCCUCUCAACUUCUAAUGUCAUUUUAAGGGAAGAUACAGAGAAUAAUAAUGUGACUUUCAAUGGGUUGCAGCACAAUGUGACAGUGAUCAAGGAAAGCCCCAGAGGUUUGCUGUUUUCCACAGAAAUCAGGACAAAUACAAAACGGAGAAUUGGUGUCAAUUCCCAGUCAGAAGUUUGUCUGACUUGUUCCAGGUCAGACACAACUAUCGUUGCCUCUCACCAAAGUUUGCCUAAUAUUCAUUUUAGAUUCUCUAACCAUAAUGAUGCUGCAAUCGAGUAUAGCAAAAAUGGUGCAAAUCAGGGAGAGUUAAGUACAGAAGGAAAGCCAUUCUCUAAAGAAAGUCCCAAUCUUGACACAGCUUUUGCCUGUACAGAUCAUUCCAAUGGAGAUUUGAUGAGGACUCCAUUAGAAAAACCAUCUAUAGCUGAUAAGUCUAGUCUUUAUCAAGAAGACUGGAGUGACAGUUCCCAUCAACAAUGGGAACCGACUGGAGAACUUAAUUGGUAUGAACCGUCUGGGAACCAACAUAAUAAUUCUCAUGAUGAUUAUAGCACUGACAUAGGAUGUGGAUCUUCAGAACCUGACAAAUGUAAAGAAAGAGAAAGUAGAUUUUUAGUUAUCUUAAACUCCACAAAAGCAAAUAAGAGCAAUUAUACAACAAAUCCAUAUCGGAAGCCAAAUGUGCCUGAAUACAACAUAGAUGAGGCAAAAAAUGAUGAAGUGGUUGAUGAUGACACUACACCGAACCAUGUGACAGAAAAAGAGUCUUCACGUAGGAAGUCAGAUACUACCAUUGAUUCUUCCAACAAGCCAAAUCUUAUUAUAAUAUCCAUACAACGAACAGAUGCUCAGGCAACAAGGAACAAACCCAAUGAUGUCCAUUUCAUAGAAGAACAAAGUAUACAGUCUGGUCCUUGUCAAUCACACAAUUCAUCUAAAACUAGUCAAAUAUUUACUGGGGAGCUCUCUUCUGAGGAUUUAGACAAAGAAACCCCUACCAAUAAAGAUGUAUUCAAUGUAGAUAGUAGUAAUGAUGCCAAGGAGAACAACUCUACAGAAUCAUACCUAGGUAUGAACGCCUCAGAUGAAAUGAAUACUGAUUAUAUGGUAAUCGGAACAAGCCAAGUUAAGCAGUGUCCUCAAAUGUUGAUUGAAGUACUAGACAACCCUGAAAGAACAUAUCAAGAAGAAAGUAAUAAUAUGGUUCCAGAAAGGAACAACAUGGAGUCUGCCAAUUUAUAUGAUUUUAAUGAUGAAUCUAAUGUGAAACAAAUCAGUUUGUCAAAUUCUGCCAACAUGAUGGCAGAUGAUGAUGACCAGAGUGAAGACAGUACGGAUAGCUCCGGGCAUGAGGCAUUCAGUUUCUCAGAUGAUGAUGAUGAGGAUGAUGACAUAGAGUGUGACAGUUUACAACAUCUAGGAGGCAAAAAGGAGGACAUGCUAGGUCACACGGAAGACACAAAAAACAUGGACAUGGGUGUAUUGGAUGCAGAUAAUAAAAGUAGAAGCAAUACUUGCUCUGAAAAUAAAGACUGGGAAGAAUGUACAGAAGUUAAUGGUACUAAUAAUGAGAUGGAAGAAAGUGCAAACUUGGAUUCAAGUGACAGAUCUUUAGGGCUGCCACCAAUAUUAGAGGUUUCUCCAGAAAGUAAUAAACCAGCCCAGUCAGAAAAGGACACAAACAUAGACGACAAUAAUGUAGAAGACAAACAAUCCCACUGUCUUCAACCUCCUCUAAUAAGCAGACAGAUAACCAAUCUAAGUCGAGAUGAGCAAUCUUCAGAUCUCUCGGACGAUGACCUUUAUGAAAGUAGCUUCCUCUAUAACAGGAGUAUGAGAAAAGCGUCAGGUUCAGGACGGAUUGACCUAGACAACUUUACCCGAUUCAGAAAUAACGUUUCAAAUGUUACGAUGCCUGAGCCAGCUGAACCCUCCUACGACCAAGAGCUUCCCAAACCCCAAGUAGACAGUAAUGAUAAUAAAAACAGUAAUAAGAGUCCAGAAAACAAACGGUUAAAAGAAAGGCUAUCUUGGGCCCAUAAGUCAUUCUCAAGCCUUUUUGAUUUUAAAAAUAUAGAAAAAGAAACCACAGCUCAAAGCUUGGAGUCUGUCAGCAAAGAUGAAAGGAAAAAGAUCAGACCCCAUCAAAUGUCAUGGCGAGCCUUACGUAAGAACAAGGAAAGAGACUCAUUCAAAAGGCUCAGUGUACUGACAUUAUCCACACAUGUUAUUAGCCCUAACAAGCCAAGGAAGAACUCUAAAGAAAAGAUUGAUCCGUAUUGUGAGAAUCAGUUAUCAGUGGUCCCGGACUUACUCAGCAGUUCUCCUGCCGAAAUAAAAGAUAGUAGCUACAAGGAAAUCAAUUACAACCAUGCCGUGCCCACUUCACCAGUAUCUGCCUCUGAGGAUAUCGAUAUACAAAGUUCUCUCAAGUGUGGUGCCACUACAUGUGCAAGGAAUUCAUUUGAUCAGCCUAUGAACUGUACAACAUUUAAUCCUAAUGAUCUUUCCUAUAUAAGACAAUCAUCAAGUACGCCCUUUGCGAACAUCUUCUCCAAUUCUGACCUUCACUCAAUGCCUUGUCGACCCAUGAGUCCAAAACCACAAAGUCAAUGGCCUAGUCAUCAACGGAAAAGCCUUCGAAAUUCCAGGGCCAGUGCCACUUCCAUGACUUCCUUAGGGAACUGUUCUCCGCUGGAUGGUUAUUUGGACUCAACAGAGGCAUCCAUGUUAUUUAAACCAUGGAUGACAAAUUCCUCAGAGAAUGAGGCCCUAAAGGAGGACAGUGGGGUCAGCAGCCAGUCCCAAGCCAGCAUAUACACAGCUUCUUCAACUAGUGACAUACUGAGGGAAGAUGAUACUAUACCCCAAAACCAGACACCAAGUAUAAAGGUACAGAGGGAGAAAGUCCUUCAAAAGAAGAAGACCUCUGAGUUUCUGGUGUUCACAUUCCCCAACAUGGAGACAAGCAAAACCUCCACAUUGCCCAUGAGGACAUCAGGGGAACACGCAAAAGACUCUGAGAAAAGGAACACUAAAUCGCUGUUCAGGAGCCUCAGCAGUGAUGACCUAUGGGUAAAUCAGAGAAAGCAGGAGAUGCAACUAGACAAGACAGAAAGCACAAUUCAAGGAGAGAGUCACAUGAACAAUCGGUCACAAGCGAGAACGAGUAGGAGCGGAUCUGCUGCACCCUAUGACAUAUUUCGAAUUCGACCAAUGAAGAUACACUCGUUUUCCCAAAGCACUCCUUCUAGGCUUGAUCUUGUGGGUUGUGUGAGGCGCAUCACAUUUCCUGUUAUUACAGAUGGCUCCCUUGACAGACCAUCUCUCACUGAUGACAUGGGAAGUGAUGAGGACAUGUACGAUGACCUGCAUGUAUCCAGUCAUCGCUAUGGAGGAGGAGGAGAACAGCUAGCCAUAAAUGAGCUCAUAAGCGAUGGCAGUGUGGUGUAUGCAGAAGCUCUCUGGGACCAUGUCACCAUGGACGAUCAAGAACUGGGCUUCAAGGCUGGCAGUGUCAUAGAAGUUAUGGAUGCCACCAAUAAAGAAUGGUGGUGGGGGCGCAUCGUGGACAGUGAAGGAUGGUUUCCAGCAAGUUUCGUAAGACUCCGUGUGAACCAGGACGAGCCCUUAGAAGACUACACCGGUAGGCCUGGAGACAAAGACCUUGAUGCCAAGAAUCUCUUGAGGCGUCACGGUUUCGGGCAAACUAACAAGGAUCAAAUGAGGACCAACGUCAUCAAUGAGAUCUUAAAUACAGAGAAGGAUUACAUCAAACAUCUAAAGGAUAUAUGUGAGGGAUACAUCAAGCAAUGUCGUAAAAGGGCCGACAUGUUCACAGAGGAACAGCUUUGGACAAUUUUCGGCAACAUCGAAGACAUCUACAAAUUUCAGAAGAAAUUCCUGAAAACGUUAGAAAAGAGGAUCAUCAAAGACGCUCCCCAUCUGAGCGAGAUCGGCGCCUGCUUCCUUCAAUAUCAAAAUGACUUUCAGAUCUAUUCUGAAUACUGCAACAACCACCCAAAUGCCUGCACUGAACUCUCCAGACUGAGCAAGGUCAAGAAGUAUGGCUACUUCUUUGAGACUUGCCGCCUGGUACAGAAGAUGAUUGACAUCUCUCUUGAUGGUUUCCUGCUAACACCAGUUCAGAAAAUCUGCAAAUAUCCUCUGCAGCUUGCCGAGCUGCUGAAAUAUACCAACCCCCAGCACAGGGAUUUUGCGGAUGUUGAAGCUGCAUUAAACGCCAUGAAAAAUGUUGCUAAGCUGAUCAAUGAGCGGAAGAGGAGAUUGGAGAACAUUGACAAGAUAGCCCACUGGCAGAGCUCUAUAGAGGACUGGGAGGGUGAAGAUAUCCUGACAAGAAGCUCAGAACUUAUCUAUUCAGGUGAAUUAACGAAAUUCUCACAGCUUCAAUCCAAGGGCCAACAGCGGAUAGUGUUUCUCUUCGAUCAUCAAAUUGUGUACUGUAAAAAGGAUAUUCUACGCCGGGACAUGUUGUAUUACAAAGGCAAGAUCAACAUGGAUGAGAUGGAAGUCAUCAACUUGGAGGACGGCAAAGACAAGGACUUUAACAUUACUGUGAAGAAUGCCUUCAAGCUGCAGAGUAAAGUCUCUGAGGAGGUUCAUCUGUUCCUUGCCAAGAAGCCGGAGCAGAAACAGCGCUGGUUACAAGCAUUUGAGGAAGAGAGAAGACAGGUGCUACAAGACGAACAAACAGGUUUCAGCAUCAGUGAAAUACAAAGGAAGCAGGCGAUGAUGAACGCCAAUAAACCGCGUCCUGCCGGGAAGCCAAAAGCCGUUAAUAGGACGUACUAUGAUUUCUGGAUGAGACAGAAGCAUCCCACGUUGCCUGCCAACCUCCCACAGCAACAAGUCUUCAUGCUUGCUGAACCCAAGCGCAAACCCUCCAAUUUCUGGCAGAACAUCAGCCGUCUGACUCCCUUCCGAAAAUAAAGGACCUUUUUUGCGAUCUGCUCUUGCAUCCUGUGCAUAGAAAGCACUUUACCCACAGUUGACAAAGUGCCCGUGCCUGGGACCCCUAUCCUUCUACAGGGCAUGGCGCUAGCUGGUACAUUGCUCCAUAUUUAUUUUUUAGAAAGAAUUGGACAUAUUUUACAUGUUCUCUGUUGCUGCCUCUGAUCGUCCGGGAAGUGUUGUAGUUUUUCUCCAGGGUUUUAUUUUUUAUUUUUUGUUCUGUAAUGUAAUGAACUGUUCUUUUGUUUUUAUAAUGUUUACCAGAUGACUAUUUUAUGAACUUACACUGAAUCUAUACAUUGAAUACUCAGAACGGAGUCACGAUAGUUGACAAUGAGUUAAAAAAUGUAUAUAUAACCUAACAGGAUAUUAAACCUUAUUUUAAGGUGAAGAGAAUGCUAUGUUAAGGAGCACUAUUCGAGAUGAGGCCUAUAUUUUCUCUAUAUAUUGAUAGACUAUAUCUGAAUCUGACUCGUGCAGUUUGCACCAAAAACACUGUCUUACGUGAUGUGUGCCCCAUUUACAUAGUUUCUGCUGGGUCUAACAAAGAGGCAUGGCUUUGGUGCUCCAAAAAAUUUAGCUAAAUUUUAGUGCACGAUGCUGACUUGAAGGAAGACGACUAACAGUUGGUCUAAACUUAGACUUCACACUGGGAUACAAAUAGGAAAAAAAAUUGGCACUUGGGUAAAUUCUGCAAAACUUCAUUUGAAACUCAUAAAACACCAUACAGGUACAAGUGCACCGCAAAGGAGCAAAGUUGUAGGCAAGUAAACAAACAACGCGUUUCUGGCUCUUAGCCCUUAGUCAUCAUGAUCUUAACUCAACAGAUCAUGACUAAGGGAGAACAGACAGAAACACAAGGAUCGUUCACUUUUUACAACUUUGCACCUUUGCUGUGCACCUCUACCUGUAUGGUGUUUUAAGUUUCUAAUAGACUUGAAGCAUUUACCAAAUACAGUGGUCCCUCAACAUACGAUGGUAAUCCGUUCCAAACCAACCAUCGUUUGUUGAAACCAUCGUAUGUUGACGGAUCCGUGCAAUGUAAAGUAUAGGACAGUGGUCUACAACCUGCAGACCUCCAGAUGUUGCAAAACUACAACACCCAGUGUUUUGCAACAUCUGGAGGUCCGCAGGUUGUAGACCACUGUUAGAGAAAGUUGUACUCACCUGUCCCCGCCGCUCCGGACCGUCACCGCUCGUCACCGCUGUCCGGGAUGUCGCCGUCCAUCGCUGUCGCCGCGUUACCGAGGUGUUCCUGACACUCCGGCAAGGCCUCUGCUUCCCCGUCAAUUGCGCUCUCCGUCGCCGUGCUGAUGGAGAGCGCCGACAAUGCAGAGGAUCCCGAAGAGGACGCGCAGGAGCCCCGCGGACAGGUGAGUGACCAUCACCGGAGCACACGAAGCACCGUAAACGGCUAUCCGGCGGCAGCUGAAGCAGUCAUUGCUGCCGGAUAGCCGUUUAUGCAAUGGCCCCGACAUAAAAAAGCAUCGUAUGUUGAUGAGGCCAUCGCAUGUUGAAAUGAUCGUAUGUCGUGGCCAUCGUAGGUCGAGGGGUCACUGUAACAGAAUUUUUUCCGAUUUGUUUGGAUGUUGGAGGUUUGCCGUUCCGAGCGCGGCAGACAGGUGUACUGAUUACUUCUCUCCUAUUGAUACGCCAGCUUUAUCGAUCAGCCUGAUCACACUAUGAGAAAUCUAGUGCAUUUAUCUGUCUUAGUUUGCGCUGCCUAAGAAUUAGAUGGUUUUGGUAAAUCUGGGCCUGUGCUCUACAGAUCGCCCCCUAUGGUUACACAACAUUUACAGCACUUGCUUUAAAAAGUUUGUAGGCCAGUAUUGUUUAUACAGCAAUCAUUGCAAAUGUUGUUUUAUGGCUCUUUUUCUGACAAGCCCCCCCCCCCAAAUUUAAAAAUAUAUAUACAUAUCAUACUAAGACCAGUUUUACUCAGGUUGCUAGAAUUUAUGAAAAGAGUUCUCUGGGUCCUGCACUAUUUUGGUCCCCCUGAGAUCUGUUCUAAGGGCCUUAUAUUACAAAGUAUGAGCACAAUUCUAGUUUCACGACCAAUAGCGCUGUCCCAGCAUGUACAGUGAUCCAUAAAGUGGCUUUAAAGGUGUAUUUCCUUGGUAUACACCAGAACAUUAUGGUCAGCAAGCCCCACCCCCUCACCUGCCUCACCCCGGUCUUACCUUCACCUUCAGAAAAAGGGGUAAAACCCUUUAAGAAGCUUCUAAAGAGGUUUUAAAGAAUUAGAGCUCUUUUCCCAUUCAUCCAGCAUCUGGCAUAUUUGCCAUCCGGCAUACAUUUUCUUCAUCUAAAAAGACAUUGCAUGCAGUUUUAUUUUAUCCAGCAAACCCACAUAAGAUGGCAAUUAUACCACAUGGUUCAUAAGUCCAGCCCCAUAAUCCAUUUUAGCUAAUGGUGCAACAGAUGAGACAUUGGGUGCAAAAGAUCCAGCUUGUUGAGUGUCCAUUUAAUUCCAUGCAGGAUGGUGCCAGAUCACUGGACGUAUGUAAACCAAGCCUAACAAAUUUGUAGAGGGAUCAAUGGCAGACAGAGAGGUAGAAAAAAAUGCAUAAUUUCAUCAUAUUUGUAUAUAUUUAAGCACCUCGUGGUAGCUGCAGACAAGGAUGUGGCUACCAUGAGCAUCCAUGCCCAUUUUACCUCCUGUUUUCUCCCCUCCCAUUCCAAAUGUAAUGCCUUGUGUAUGUCAGAGGGUAAGCACUAUACACCAUUCCUUCAAAGAUUUGACACUUUUUAAUACAUAUCAGGACCUCCAGGUGUUGCCGAAUUACAACUCACAGUAUAUAUCAGUGAUCAGAGCCUAAUUGUUUACAAUAGCAGCUGUAUGGUGCAGUAAAGUACGUAUUGACUAAGAAAACAUUGACUUCUCUCGAAAUGUUGGUGUCUAUAACGCUUACUCCUAACACCAAAAUAAAAAAGUUACUGUAUAUACUUUCAACUUCUUCUGCCCUCACCACUGAGGUAGUAUAUAGCUGCUUUAUCAAAGCCAUGACACACAAGGGUUUGUUACAUUACGUUCAGGGUAUGGUGGUGGCCCUAGUGGUAAUUGAAGGCCUUUUAAUAAAAUGGCGGGAAUCUGAGGUGGCAUCUACUGUCAAUAUUACAGUGGAGUGGUAUGAUCCGCCCUACAAUGCACAAGUGCUCCUAAUAAACACCCAAUUGAUGACAUCAUAACUCACUAAUGAGAAUUGAAAACCUUUCUCUCAUAGACAAUGUCCAUUCCAAGUCUCAUACUCAGCAAUUAUACAGCGCAUAUAACUUUCAAUCUUUCAUGUUCCUCGACCCUUUCUUUCUUUAAAUUUUCAAGUUGCUUUUUGCUGUUCGUGGAAUGCACAGUUUCUUGUGUAGCCUUCUCAGGAUUUAUUGAACCUAUUAGCAGGAAAGUCCAUGUGGGGUGUGGGAGGGUGCCCAUUCCAGGCUGGACUUGUCUCUGUUUUGAUGGGUGAUCAUGACCUGUACAGGAAUGUGGUGAUGCAAUGAUAACAUACAAGACCACUACAAACAUCUAUUCCUGGGUGGUUAGGAGUGUUUUAAAGGGUUACUCCAGUUAUCAAAAACAUCUGAUCAUGGGGGAUACUGCUCAAGCAAUCACCGGUCGUAGAACUGUCCCACCUCAGCUGGUCAUUGGCCAGGUAGUCUCGGAAGGUGGGGGCUGGAUCACUCAGCAGUAAUCUGAAGAUCAUGCGGUGUCCCAGCAUGAUUAGACACGUAUCCUGUGUUUAUAGGUUAUGUUAUUCAUAACUGGAGUACAGAUUUAAGGAGGCCAUACACUUAGGACAGGUUCACACUACAGAAUCCACAACCAGAAAUGUUUCAGCCGGAGAUUCUGUGUGCGGCCAGAGAAAACUAAAUCGGUUGGUGCCAGGAACGCACGGAAUCCAAUAGACUGCAAUGUAUGCGGCGUGGAUUCCGCCAGAACAUUAGGCAAGUUCAAUGUCCUAGGAGAAUUCACCUGAUUUUACCUCUAAAGUGGAAUUCCAUAGUGUAAACAUACCCUUAGAAGUAGGUUGAUGCUCACUAACUGUUGAACAAACAAUCGUCUGGUCCAUAUCGGCCAAUACAUCAAUAAAAACAAUCCUUCUGUAAUAUUUUGGUGGUGUUCUGAAAAUAUUUUACAUUUUUCAAUAAUUUCAAACACAGACGGCUCCUUUUUAGGCCAACAUGAUGGUCCCUUGUUUCAUUCCACCAAAUAAAUAAUUGUUUUGGUUGAAUUAGUAAAUUUUUUAUUAACUUUAAUGGAAUAGGCACCUUUAGUUUUAAGCAGUCUCUUAACGGGCCUUGUUCUUAUCCCCGGGUCCCAUCCUUUACAUAAGCUACGGGGAAAGCUUGUGUAGCACAAGGAGGCAUUCUCUUUUAGCAAAUACAAUUUUCUGUGUAAAUUCCAAUACAUGGAGAUCAAGAAAGAAAGAAUUGAAGAGAAGCAACCUAGAGAAUACAUGAAGGCAAAGGAAUAAACAUGGAUUGUGCAUGAAUGCAGGGGCAUAGCUAUAGGGGGCAGGGGUGUAGCUAUAGAGGUAGCAGUCGCAUCGGGGCCCUGGUGCCCCAAAGCACAUCUGCCCCAUAAAAGAGCAGCACAAUAGUGGGCAUAUGGGGCCCUGUUGCAGAUUUUGCAUCGGGGCCCCAAAGUUACAAGCUACGCCUCUCAUAUGGGGUGCAGUCACACUGGGGUGUCUUGGCCUCAAAACACAUUUGCCCCAUAAGAGACCAGUUUUAUAAUUAGGACAUAGGGCCCUGUUGCAGAUUUUGCAUUGGGGCCCAGAAGCUACAAGUUACGCCUCUGUAUGUAUGUAAUUCAGUGGACUUACCAUGCACUAACCGGCUCAUUGGCGUGUGUUUACAUACAUGUCUAUGCAGACAUACACAAGGCAUUUUUUCUAUCACAUCCGAGUCUAAAUGUAUGUGCCUAAAUCUAAAGCUGCUGCUCGAGUGACGUUCUCAUCCUCAACGGAAUGCCGCCAUCUCUGUACAGCGGCAAAGGUGUUAAAAACUCUCUCCUUUAUGAAAUUCAUUGCCAUCUUUUCUACCUAUUAACACUGACUUUAUUUAUGAGAAAUAAUACGUAUAGUGUAUUUUUAACAAUGUCUGUAAUCUUACCUAGAUGGAUUGUAUAAUUUCAUGCUUGUUUUUUUUUUGGAAACUGUAUAUUUGUUCUUUACGUAAAUUAAAUAAAUUGCCUUACAUAGUACGAACCUUCAAA